AUGAACUGUCACUUACUGUCACUUUUAUCGGUGCUUUGAAUUGCCACCUCUGCAAUUUUCCAAGCACAUCUCUGGAGAUAUGAUUUAAAGCCUGUUUAAAGGGCACCGACCUGCAUUCAAUAUGUUUCCCGAUCUCAAAAUUAUUCUAUUUUAUGGGUCGGCGCUAGGAUUUUCAGCGAUCUUAGCAGUCUGCAUAUUUCUAAUAUCCACAUCGAAAGUCUACCCCAUAAUAACAAGAAGCAAAAAAGAGAAAUACUUUGUAGAUCCUAUAAGUGGAGAGUCUGUCUCAUUCCCGAGCAUAUCAGAUCCAUCCAGUGUGCAUUUAAGUGUAAUCGUACCAGCAUACAAUGAAGAAGAAAGAUUACAACCAAUGCUAGAUGAGUGUACUGAAUUUUUAGAAAAUCGCGCCAAAAAUUCGGAUUUCAAAUAUGAAAUCAUUGUGGUCAGCGACGGAAGUAAGGAUGGAACUGUAGCAAUCGCAAAUAAAUAUUGUGAGAAAAUUGGAGUUGACAAAAUAAGAGUGCUCGAUCUGGAAACAAACAGAGGAAAAGGUGGCGCCGUUCGAUUGGGAAUGCAAAGCGCAAGAGGUGCUAUGUUGUUGUUCGCCGAUGCUGAUGGAGCCACGAGAUUCUCCGAUCUGACAAAAUUAGAAUUAAGUUUACAAGACAUUCUCAAAAGUGACUACUUGAAAAAUCCAGUAGCUGUUUCCAGAGAUCUUGGCAUAUCAAUUGGAUCUAGAGCGCACAUGGAGAAUGAUGCUGUAGCGAAUAGAAGUUUCUUUCGCACAAUAUUGAUGUACGGUUUUCACUUUUUGGUGUGGAUGUUCGCUGUUAGAGGUAUUAAGGAUACUCAAUGCGGAUUCAAGUUGUUAACUAGAAAUGCAGCUCUGAAAUGUUUCGAAAGUUUACACGUGGAGAGAUGGGCGUUUGAUGUAGAAAUGCUAUUUAUCGCACAGAAAUUGAAGAUUCCUAUUACUGAAGUGGCAGUAAAUUGGACUGAAAUUGAUGGGUCGAAGGUAACGCCAUUUUGGAGUUGGAUACAAAUGGGCAGGGAUCUUGUCCUCAUUUGGCUUAGGUAUACGAUCGGCGCAUGGAAGAUCGCUUCGCAAAAAUACAAAUGAUGAAAAUAAUAUCAUCUUUUUAUAUUUAUAGCACAUAAUAUUUUCGCGAAUAAUUUAUA
Nicrophorus vespilloides is the source of this 1179-nucleotide messenger RNA. It is a transcript of the gene wol, whose product is annotated as dolichyl-phosphate beta-glucosyltransferase. Bases 122 to 1120 code for a protein of 332 amino acids. Gene Ontology annotation, cellular component: endoplasmic reticulum membrane. The record is from RefSeq and is a predicted model, not a curated record. The transcript has 5 exons. NCBI's taxonomy places the organism in Eukaryota, Metazoa, Arthropoda, Insecta, Coleoptera, Silphidae.